Molecule: messenger RNA, 4854 nt
Organism: Heteronotia binoei (common prickly gecko)
Lineage: Eukaryota; Metazoa; Chordata; Lepidosauria; Squamata; Gekkonidae
Gene: PIK3R1
Product: phosphoinositide-3-kinase regulatory subunit 1
Exons: 15
Coding region: 414-2588 (724 amino acids)
Biological process (GO): phosphatidylinositol phosphate biosynthetic process; insulin receptor signaling pathway
Cellular component (GO): phosphatidylinositol 3-kinase complex
Molecular function (GO): 1-phosphatidylinositol-3-kinase regulator activity; protein binding
Source: RefSeq, a predicted model, not a curated record
UCUUUCUCCAUAGGUGAAGAAUGCAGGCAGAAUUCAGCAACCAAAGUUUUAAGACAAGUGGACAUUUUAUGGCAAGUACAUCAGAAAGAGGUGCAGCAAGGAUUAAUAUUCAGCUCACCCUGGAAGACUAUACCCACAAGUGCCAAGCACAUCUGACAAGGAUCUAGUAGGGAGACGGUACAUAGAUAGAAGAGAGUUUUCUUUUGUAUUUUCACUGUUUAAAUAUAAAGACAAAACUACAACAGCCAUUCAACAUUAGAUCCUGGUGCUUUUUACAUCUUUGUAUUGCAGUCUUUUUAACUGUUACGUUACUUACCGUGCUUAGAAAUCCUCAAGUUAUAUAUACAAUAAACUGAAUAGAACAGUUCUUUUGUUGUUCACUAAAAUAACUGAAUGUUAAAACAUUUGCCAAAAUGAGUGCAGAAGGAUAUCAGUACAGAGCUUUAUAUGAUUACAAAAAAGAGCGAGAAGAAGACAUUGACUUGCACUUGGGAGAUAUUUUAACUGUGAAUAAAGGUACUUUAGUUGCCCUUGGAUUCAGUGAAGGGGAAGAAGCAAAACCUGAAGAAAUUGGUUGGUUGAAUGGCUUUAAUGAAACUACUGGAGAAAGAGGGGACUUCCCAGGAACUUACGUAGAAUAUAUUGGAAGAAAAAAAAUUUCUCCCCCGACUCCAAAGCCUCGCCCUGUUCGACCCCUUCCUGUUGCACCAAGUCCUGCAAAAGUAGGAACAGACAAUGAUCAACCAGCUUUUACACUUCCAGAUCUUUCUGAACAAUUUUCACCACCUGAUAAUGCCCCGCCACUCCUUGUCAAAUUAGUGGAAACCAUUGAAAGAAAAGGACUGGAAUGUUCAACAUUGUACAGAACACAAGGGUCAAGCAGCAUUGCAGAAUUAAGACAAAUUACAGAGUGCGAUCUUUCAACAGUGGAUUUUGAUGCCAUUGAUCUGCAGAUUUUAUCAGAUGCUUUGAAGAGGUACUUUCUGGACCUGCCAAAUCCUGUCAUUCCAGCAUCUGUUUACAAUGAAAUUAUUUCCACAGCACAAGAAGGGCAGAAUGCAGAGGAAUCUGCUCAGGUGCUGAAGAAGCUCAUCAGAUCAUCUAAUAUACCUCAACAGUACUGGCUUACCCUCCAAUAUCUGCUCAAACACUUCUCCAGACUUUGUCAGACUUCUACCAAAAAUCUUUUGAAUGCAAGAUCAUUGGCUGAAAUUUUUAGUACUCUGCUGUUCAGGUCCCAGGUGGCAAGCUCUGACAGUAUUGAACAUCACAUUAAGAUCUUGGAACUGUUAAUUACAAGUGAAUGGAAUGAAAGACAACCUGCACCAGCACUGCCUCCUAAACCUCCAAAGCCUAAUACUGUAAUAAAUAACGGUAUGAAUAAUAACAUGUCUCUGCAAGAUGCUGAAUGGUACUGGGGAGAUAUCUCAAGGGAGGAAGUAAAUGAGAAGCUUCGUGACACUGCUGAUGGUACCUUCUUGGUACGAGAUGCCUCCACCAAAAUGCAUGGCGACUACACACUUACAUUACGGAAGGGAGGAAAUAAUAAAUUAAUUAAAAUAUUUCACCGAGAUGGGAAAUAUGGGUUUUCUGAUCCAUUAACAUUCAAUUCUGUGGUUGAGCUAAUAAACCACUACCGGAAUGAGUCUUUAGCUCAAUAUAAUCCAAAAUUGGAUGUUAAAUUGCUUUAUCCAGUAUCCAAAUAUCAACAGGAUCAAGUGGUUAAAGAGGAUAGUAUUGAAGCAGUGGGAAAGAAAUUGCAUGAAUAUAACAUCCAGUUCCAAGAAAAGAACAGAGAAUAUGACAGACUGUAUGAAGACUACACAAGAACAUCUCAGGAAAUUCAAAUGAAAAGAACUGCCAUUGAGGCAUUCAAUGAAACCAUAAAAAUAUUUGAAGAGCAGUGCCAAACACAGGAAAGAUACAGCAAAGAAUACAUUGAAAAAUUUAAACGGGAGGGGAAUGAAAAAGAAAUACAAAGAAUUAUGCACAACUAUGAAAAGUUGAAAUCUCGAAUCAGUGAAAUCGUGGAUAGCCGGCGUAGACUGGAAGAGGAUUUAAAGAAGCAAGCUGCAGAAUACAGAGAGAUUGAUAAACGCAUGAACAGCAUCAAACCAGACCUUAUACAGCUCAGAAAGACAAGAGAUCAGUACUUGAUGUGGUUAACUCAGAAGGGUGUUCGACAAAAGAAACUGAAUGAAUGGCUUGGCAAUGAAAAUACAGAAGACCAGUACUCUAUGGUGGAAGAUGAUGAGGAUUUGCCCCAUCAAGAUGAACGAACAUGGAAUGUGGGGAAUAUCAAUAGAAGCCAAGCUGAAAAUUUACUACGUGGCAAACGUGAUGGAACAUUCCUUGUUCGGGAGAGCAGCAAACAGGGCUGCUAUGCCUGCUCUGUUGUUGUGGAUGGUGAAGUGAAGCACUGCGUCAUCAACAAAACACCCACUGGGUAUGGAUUUGCAGAGCCAUAUAAUUUGUACAACUCACUGAGAGAACUGGUGCUACAUUAUCAACACACGUCGCUUGUUCAGCACAAUGACUCUCUCAACGUCACACUAGCCUAUCCAGUAUAUGCACAGCAGAGGCGAUGAAGAAGCUAAUAUUCUGGGGUUUGUCUCUUUUUUAACUUAAAUACCCACAAAGAUAACUCAGCAAUCUUGAGGCCUCUGGGUAGAGAAUGCUCAUGUGUGAGAUGCGGUGUCAAAGCUGUCUGUCUUCAGAUGGGACUGAAGCUUUCUUCACAACCACAGUGGGAGAGGUUGCAGUUGAGAGCUGUGAACAUACAUUUCUAAUCUAAAGUGCUUUUUUAAAAACAAAUAAUGAAGCAAAGGAAAACGCAGCAAGAGAGAGAGAAAGAAGUGCUAUACCAGUCUCCCUGCAGGGACAUAGAGGCCUUUAACCAUGGUGCUUGUUGACCAUCUCUUUUAAGAAGCUUUAAGAGCUCAGACAUUGGAACUCCACAGCCCCCCUCAAGUCCAGCUGGGCCUGCGUAAAUGGCAGUGAAAUUUCUCCAUAGCGACUUGGGCGAUACAGCUGUGCACAGUGGAUGCAGAUGCCCUACGUUGUGGAUUGCUGGUGGAUGAUAUGUAGCAGAAUGGCACUUUCAUUUUUAAGGGACACUUUAAAAAGACUUUGAUGACAGUAUGUUUAUUGGAGAAACAUAUGGUGACAGAAGUGCCAGGAAGUGUUUUUGGUUAGACUUUUAAAAUCUGUUUUAAGAAGAUAUUUAAGACUGAAGAAAUCUGGACUUUUUAUGGCAUACAGUAUAUAAAAUGUACAUAGUACAGGAUGACUAACUAUCAUAGGCGGAUACUGUCAAUACCAAACUCAUUCUGUUUUCAUUCUUUGUUUCGCCAAAAGCUGAAUCCUUACACUGCUAUGCAAUACUUCAUCUUCUAUAGACUCUGUUUCAGUUUCAUGUGUAACUAGAGGAUAAGCCUUUUUCCUAGGUUUUUUUUCCUCUCAGAACAUCCCCUAAAACUAGAAGUCCUUGAUUUUUGUGUGUGUUCAUUUUCAUUUUCUUCAUUCUGUUUUUUUUUAAAGAAGUGUACAGGAUGCCAGUAGAAGUUGGCUUCAAAAUUAAACAUAUGAACUAUUUUACAGGGGGUUAUUUUCCUUUGUAUAUAGUAUUGGGCUGCUAGCUCAAGGUUAAAAUUCAUGAUUUCCCUUUUGAACUAACUAUUUUGUUGGGCAGUGCCUGAUAAGCUUCAAAGCUGCUUUAUUCAAUAAAAAAAAUAUAUGAACAUUGCAAAGUAUCACUGAGUCCAAAAAUAUUGUUUCAAAAUAUCUUCAGAUUUAUGGUACCCCAUUAUAUUUUAUUCAGAGGGUGUCUUACAUUUCUGUCUGGCUUCUGAUUGUAUUUGGAAGAAGAGAGAUAUACAGUUUAUAAUGAAUGCUGCAGAUAAACAGAUGGAACAUACUGACUACUAGAGUAAUCAAUCUUGACCAACAAUUCUAGAUAGUACAUCAAGAUAUUUUUCAUGUCAUAUGGAAGAACUGGUUUUUUUCUGAAAGUAAGUGUGCAUAAUAUAUAAAGGAUAAUUUUAGGAAGCCCACUUUCUGUGACAUUUUCUUUCAGUAAGAAUUAAAAAAGAGAACUAUCAAUUUUAAAGCAGGUAUCAAUGGUUAAUUGUAAUGAGAGAAACAUAAAACCUCAGUGUUAUAUUACUUCGCCAAAUUCUGCAUUUCUUGAACAGCUGAGCAAACAUUAUGGAUAUCCUUUAGAUUUUACAGAUUAGCAUUAAGGAACUCGGGAGGACUGUUUAAUGCAAAUGCAAAAGAUAGAUCUUGUGGAGCGGGGUUUUUUUUAAUGUGGUUUAUGACUCCUUUCACAAUUUAUGCUUCUUAAAGUGAAACAGUAAGGACUUCUUGUAGAUAUAACUUCAUUCAUUUUGUAACACUAUAAAUAAAUUGGUUUGUUCCUUCUUUUAUUAUCAGUGAUGCUGAGAGGAGUUUCUUUAUAGUCAGUCAACUGCUUUCUUGAGAAAUGUGGUUUAUUUCAACAUGUGGAAGCAUUUAAUUCAAACCCCUUAAAACCCCGUGGAGAUUUUUCAGUCCUUAAUAAGGGCUUCAGUGGGAGUUGAGGCUGCAAGUUCCAUCCCUGUUGCACUAGAUUGCUGCAGGAGGAAGUGGGUUUAAAGUCAUUUCAUAGAGCAAAGAUCAUUCCCAAUUUACAUCAGUGUUCUUUAAAUCCUGUCUUCUUCUUCCCUAGACCUCUCAGUAAUAUAACGACAUGGUAUUGCAUGAUAGAUUUUGCUCUAUUUUAAGUAUUUUUUUUGAUGGCCAAAUUAUUAUUGGUCAUUGGACAGUAAACAAUUUAAAAUUGUAAUAUAACUCCAAAAGCACUUUGUGAAGGAA